Messenger RNA from Lachnellula hyalina, 26364 nucleotides. It is a transcript of the gene vlmS, whose product is annotated as Nonribosomal peptide synthetase. The transcript is spliced from 6 exons. Gene Ontology annotation, molecular function: phosphopantetheine binding; catalytic activity. NCBI's taxonomy places the organism in Eukaryota, Fungi, Ascomycota, Leotiomycetes, Helotiales, Lachnaceae. The record is from RefSeq and is a predicted model, not a curated record. Gene Ontology annotation, cellular component: cytoplasm. Gene Ontology annotation, biological process: amino acid activation for nonribosomal peptide biosynthetic process; secondary metabolite biosynthetic process. The coding region runs from base 1 to 26364 and encodes 8787 amino acids.
AUGGAAAACAACGGCGAACAAGCAUUCCAAUCCCAAAUUUACAAUUCGAAUGCGCCACCAUCCAUGGAUAUCUGCGUUCACGAUCUAAUUCAAAAGCGUGGUACCGCACAGCCCGAAGCCGCCGCGAUCGAUGCUUGGAACAGCCAUUUGACAUACGCGGAGCUCAAUACCCUCUCGUCGUCUUUCGCGGCUUAUCUGGCUAGCCAUGGGGUCGGCCCUGAAGUCUUUGUGCCUCUCUGUCUGGAGAGGUCGAGUUGGGUCCCAAUGGCUAUGCUUGGGGUUUUGAAAGCCGGCGGUGCCUUUGUGCUUCUAGACGCCUCGCAUCCAAUUCAACGGAUGAAGGAAGUCUGCUCCGCAGUCGAGGCAACCGUGGUAGUUACGUCGAAGGGAAAUGCAGCGAACAUGGCCAAGCUGGGCCUCAAGAUGAUCUUGAUAGACGAUAUGGUUGUCUGGUCGAAAGAAAACAAUAGUUUUAAAGCGACGGUGAAGCCUAACAAUGCUGCCUAUGUAAUGUUUACGUCGGGCACGACUGGAAAGCCUAAAGGGGUCAUCCUCGAGCAUCGGUCGUACUCGACGAGUGCCCUGGCCCACAGCAGCGCCACGGACAUGCAUUCCGGCUCACGAGUCUUGCACUUUGCGUCAUAUGCUUUCGAUGGUUCUAUAAUUGAGAUCCUAACGACGUUAAUCGUGGGAGGUUGUGUGUGCAUUCCGUCUGAGGCAGACCGAAAACGUGAUCUGGCUGGAGCCUCGCGCCGACUAGGCGUAACGUGGGCGGUUUUGACUCCAUCGCUUACCCGAGUGCUUGAGGUUCACGACUUUCCAACGCUGAAGACAUUAGUCUUUGGUGGGGAGGCAGUACAGGUGGAGGAUGUACAGAAGUGGUCUAACCACGUUAAGUUAUUUCAAGGCUACGGCCCAACCGAAUGUGCGGUGGUCUCCAUGGUGAGGCGGCACGAGGUAGGUGAUAUCGACGUCGAUGCCACCAACAUUGGCCGAGGCGUUGGGGUAACCUGUUGGGUGGUUGAUCCGGAUGACCACAAUCAAUUAUGCCCGGCUGGCAUGACGGGAGAGCUACUGCUAGAUGGUCCUUCGGUCGGCCGUGGUUACAUUAAUGAUCAGGCUCGAACGGCAGCAGCGUUCAUAGAUCCACCCGCGUGGCACCGCCAGCUCCGGCCGAAUACCAUUGCUAGAUUGUACAAGACGGGUGAUUUGGUUCGUGCCGAGAAUCGGACCAUUCGAUACGUGGGCCGCAAAGACACCCAGGUCAAGCUGAAAGGGCAGCGCCUGGAGUUGGGUGAGGUGGAAGCGCAUAUACGACGCUGUUUUGACGGCGUUUGUAUUCAAAACGUCGUGGUCGAGUUGAUCACGCUGGCGGACAAGACGAAUUCGCAAAUUCUAAUGGCCUUCAUCUUGGCGGAACGUGAAAACACAAGUGGUAGACAAGCCGAAACCUUGACUGCGAGCGGAAUAUCGACAUACGAAGACAAGCAAUGGAUUAUGGCGCCAAGUGAGCAGUUCCAAGCUCAGGUACAGUUGGUGAAGACAAAAUUACAAGAUCUGGUCCCUCAAUACAUGGUUCCUAUGGUCUUUCUCCCUCUCCAAUCAAUGCCUUUGAUGGUCAGUGGGAAGAGCGAUCGUCGACGGUUGCGCUCUCUAGCUGCACACCUGACAAGGCAGGAGUUGGAAGCUUAUAUACGCGCCGAUGCUUCUCUAAACAAACGACAACCUUUCAGCCCCAUAGAACGGUGGAUUCAGCGACUCUGGGCGGAGGUUUUGCAGAUCCCUCCAAGCCAUAUAGGACAGGUUGAUAGCUUCCUGGGACUCGGUGGGGAUUCGAUGGCCGCUAUAAAGCUCGCCGGCCUUGCUCGACGGCAAGGAUUGGCGUUGACGGUCGGCCAUAUAUACGACCAUGAAACUCUCAUCGAGAUGGCUGCGGCGAUUUCCACCCAGACGUUAGAUUCUGCGAAUAUUGCGUCGUUUUCACUGCUUUCGGAGCCAGAUGGCCGGGAUGCAAUGAUUGACUUAGCUAUGCGGCAAUGCCAGCUGAGUGAUGCCGGUGAGAUCGAGGACCUGUAUCCCUGCACCCCUCUUCAAGAAGGACUCAUGGCACUCACAGCCAAAAGACCAGGCGCGUACACAGUCGCCACAGAGGCCUGGGACGAGGUUUCCGAAGCCAAUCCAAUUCUGAGGACCCGCAUCAUACAGGCAGGUAGUGGAUCGAUGUAUCAAGCCGUCAUUUGUGGAGUUCUGCCCUGGGAAUACUUCGACAACCACGGACCAGACAUGACGAAGUGGCAAGACUGGCAGGUGGGUCAACGGCUGGUUCGACUUUAUAUGAACCAGCGGCUAUCUACCACCGAGCCGUUUCGCUUUAUUCUGGUUCUUCAUCACGCCAUCAGCGAUGGCUGGGCGAUGCCAUUACUGUUGGAGCAGGUGGAAGCGGCAUAUAAGGGGACGAGUCUCUUGUCUCGACCGUUCAAUGGCUUCAUCAAGUACAUAUUGCAGAUUCGCAAUGAAGACGAAGCAUUUUGGAAGAUGCAGUUUGCUGACUUAAAUGCCGCCAUAUUUCCUGUAGUACCAUCGCCGGGGUAUGUCCCUAAUCCGACAAUAAAAAAGAAGUGUGUCAUCGCAACAGAUCCAACUGCGGGUGUCUUCACCAUUUCCAACAAGAUCAAACUGGCUUGGGCCAUCCUUUUGGCCCUCUAUACGGAAAGUCCCGAUGUCGUCUUUGGCACCAUCUCCACCGGUCGUGGUGCUCCGGUGCUGGGAGUCGAGGAGAUGACUGCUCCUACCACUGCAGCAAUCCCAGUUCGUCUGCGCCUAAAUCCCGACGACACCAUUGCCGAAGCACUUGGCAACGUCCAGGAGAAUUUCAUCGCUACCAUUCCGUUCGAGCAGUCAGGCUUGCAGCAUAUCAAGCGUAUGGGAUUGGAAACGGAGGCCGCCUGCCAGUUCCAAAGCUUGCUGGUAAUUCAACCGGAGGAAGGGAGCCUUCCAAGCAUGUUUUCCAAAUUCAAAGAUUUGUCUGAGCUGUCCGCUUUCAGUACCUAUGGCAUCACAUUGAUUUGCCAGCCGUCGGGCAGUUCGGUCGAGGUUGAGGCGACCUUUGACCAGCAAUUAAUCGGCGAGAUUCAGUUGAGCCGAAUGCUGCAUCAGCUACAACAUCUCUUUCAGCAAAUGACUCCCUCUCAAAGUAACCUGCCCAUACGAGAUCUCAACAAGAUUAGCUCACAUGAUUGGUCCGAGUUGACUCUUUGGAAUGGAGACCUCACCCCGCGAGUCUACUCAUGUGCCCAUGAACUCAUUCAAAAGCAAUGCUGGGCCCAGCCCAGUUCGCCGGCAGUUUGUGCCUGGGAUGGGGAGUUUACCUAUGGUGAACUAGACCAGCUCUCAUCCGACUUGGCCGUGUAUCUCAUAGACCAAGGCUUUAACCCGGGACUUUUUAUAUCUCUUUGCUUCGAAAAGUCGCGUUGGACUACUGUUGCUAUGCUAGGUGUAAGCAAAGCGGGGGGGGCUUUCAUCCUCCUUGACCCCUCGCACCCAACCCUCCGCCUACAAGGGAUAUGCCAGGACGCAAACGCGCAAUUUGUCAUCUCGUCGGAACGGAAUGCGAUUUUGGCGGGGAGUCUUGCAAAGAGAUCAAUACUUUUAGGCAAUCAUCAGAGACCCACUUCUCAUAAGAACGCCUCUUCGCGAUCGCUGCCCACUGUCAAUCCAGAAGCCCCAGUCUAUGCUGUAUUUACAUCUGGAUCGACUGGGAAGCCGAAGGGGGCGGUCAUAUCUCAUAUGUCCUGGUGCACGAGUGCAGAGGCCAAUCGCAUCGGUCUCUUUCUAGACACUAGCUCGAGAGUCUUACAAUUUGCCUCUUAUGCCUUUGAUAUUAGUAUUGCCGAUAACUUCCUUACCUUGGUAGCUGGGGGUUGCAUCUGCGUCCCCUCCGAGCAAGACCGGCAAGGGAAUAUUAUCGAAUCCAUCAACACCCUAAAGGCUAACUGGGCGUGCAUAACCCCAUCCGUUGCUCGUAUGAUUGCCCCAGAGAAGGUGUCUUUAAAAACACUAGUCCUAUGUGGCGAACCAAUCGCCGCCGAGGACAUCCUUUUAUGGUGCCCGCACACUCAUCUCCUGAACCUGUAUGGGCCUGCGGAGUGCGCGAUUCUCAGUACGCUGAACAGGAAUGUACGCGAUCCGAAAGAUCCUAAUGAUAUUGGAUGUCCUACUAGUGCUGUAGGCUGGGUGGUGGAUGGUAACGAUAAUUUGGCACCAAUUGGUACUAUUGGCGAGCUCUGGAUCGAGAGCCCGAUUGUUGGAUAUGGCUAUCUCAAUGACCGUAAAAGAACAGCAGCGUCUUUUAUCCCAGCAGAUGAACACCCUCCAUGGCUCACUCAAUUUCGACCCGGAGGAGUUGAACGGUUAUAUCGGACGGGCGAUCUUGUCCAGUAUACCGCAAAUGGUUCCCUCCGCUAUAUGGGCCGUAAAGACACCCAGAUCAAACUUCGCGGGCAGCGUAUCGAAUUAAGUGAGGUUGAGCAUCACCUUCGCCAAUGCUUUCCAGGCGUACAAGACGCUGUCGCUGAGGUAGUAGUAACUACUAAAGAAGGCAGUCGACCAAUCUUAAUGGCGUUCAUUAUGCUGGAACCAGAGGUGUUCAAGAUAACAGAUGAACGUUUCAAUGCAAAAGUCAACGAAGCACUUGAAAAACUAGAGGAAAUUCUGCCAAGAUACAUGAUCCCGACAGUGUUCAUCCCCCUGAACACUGUUCCUCUCAGCAAAUCCGGCAAAGUGGACCGUAGACUACUCCGGAGUCUAGGCGCAGAGCACUCUAGACACCAGACGAGCGCGACUAGUACCAUCUCUAAUGUGAAGAGAGGGCCAGUUACUGAAGUUCAACGCCUUCUAUAUGCAUUGUUCGUCGAAGUUAUCAAAAUCUCAACAGACGAACUCAGUAUCGAUAAUAAUUUUUUCCGCCUUGGUGGCGACUCGAUUGUGGCCAUGAACCUUGUGGCUCGAGGUAGAGACAACGGAUUGCUUUUCACCGUCGCUGAUAUCUUUGAUCAUCCCACAAUUGUAUCUCUUGCGGAAAAGACGCAGAGACUUGUCAGUAAACCGGAGCUACAAACCCGACCAUUUGCUCUCGUAGGAGACGGGCCUAGUGUGGAAGAGGUCCUCGAGUGCGGUAUCGAUCAAUGUCAAGUAGAUAGAGAUGAGAUCGAUGAUAUUUAUCCUUGCACACCUCUGCAGGAAGGGUUGAUGGCACUAGCAAUCAAGACGGCAGGGAUGUACAUCGGUCGAUUCGAGUAUCUGCUUCCGCAAAGUAUUGAUUUGAAGCGUUUCCAGCAAGCCUGGGAUGCAGUUUGUACUGAAAAUUCAAUACUUCGAACACGAAUAAUCCAGUCAACCAAAUAUGGAACCCUCCAGGUGGUUUUGAGCAAACUACCUCCAUGGGAGAUAUACAACAGCCUUGAAGAGGAAAUGAGUCAAUCUACCAGGAGAGUCAUGAGCCUGGGUCAACCCUUAAUGCACCUAGCCUUAGUGCUCUCCCCGGAGGGAAAGAAAACUCGAUUCGUUUGGAGCAUCCACCACGCAUUGUACGAUGGAUGGUCAUUGCCGCUGCUGUGGGUCCAGGUGAAGGAAGCAUACGAACACAAGCUAUUAAAACCCCAGUACUUCAACCGCUUUAUUCAGUACCUCGCUGAUGUUGAUGGCGGCGACCGUUUCUGGACCUCCCAAUUGAGUAAUCUACAGGCGGCCGUCUUUCCAUCAUUGACCCAUUCCGAUUACAGCCCCGACCCAAACCAUUCAUUUACUCACACUAUAACCAGUCUCCCGAGCCACAAUAAAGAGUAUACCCUGUCCAACGUGCUCCAACUCGCGUGGGCAUUAGUACUCGCACAUUAUACGGACUCAGACGAUAUAGUAUUUGGGCUCACUGUAAAUGGGCGAACUGCUCCUAUAGGAGGUAUCGCGGAGGUGACGGGGCCGACUAUCGCGACAGUACCCCUGCGAGUGUCUCUAAACCAGGUGAAGACCGUAGGCGACACUUUGUCGGAACUGCAGCGACAAGGGACCAGAAUGAUCCCAUUCUUACAAUACGGAUUGCAAAACAUACGCAAGCUCAGCACCGAUGCCGCCAAAGCGUGUGAAUUCCAGACUCAGUUGGUCAUUCAGCCUUCAAGCAUCAUGGAAGACGAAACCCUUGGCUGGCUCGGAAAGGCGGAUCAAGGAAGCGUCCAGGGAUAUGAGGACUUCGCUAGUUACGCGUUCGCAAUGUUCUGUCAUAUGAAUGACGAUUCUAGCGAUCUCCAGAUCACGGUGACUUACAAUUCAUCUAUCAUCCAGGACACCGAGGCUCAAAGACUAGUUCAGCAGUUCGAGGCUGUCGUCUGCCAGCUCUCGACAAAGCCACAUGACGCUAUCCGAGAUAUCCAAGUGGUUAGUGCUAAAGAUUUGACUCAGUUGGCCGAGUGGAAUGGACAAGUCCCAUCUGCAACUCAAGAAACGCUUCAUAAUCUCGUUCUCCGCCGAACUACCAGCCAGCCGGAUGCAGAAGCUGUUUGCGCUUGGGACGGUGUAUUAACAUACCGGGAACUAGGCGACUACUCCGCCCGUUUAGCAAAGCAUCUCCUGACUCUAGGUAUUUCACCCGAGUCGAGAGUCGCAGUGUGCUUGGAAAAGUCUCGAUGGUCAAUCAUAGCAUUGAUUGCAGUCCUCCGCGCAGGUGCAGCGUGCGUUCUCAUUGACCCAGGUCACCCACGCCAGAGAAUUGAACAGAUCAUCAAAAGUUCCACACCACAGCUACUGCUGGCAUCAAAAAUACAUGCCAAUGUUGUUCGAGGUCUCUACAGCAAAGUUGUCCUGACUGGGAAAGACCAUAUUCUCGGCCUGCCAUUUCUCAGCUCUGACCUGCAAAGUGUGAUGCCUAGCCAAGCUGCAUUCAUCCUGUUUACCUCUGGUAGCACUGGCACACCAAAGGGUGUCAUCAUGGAACAUGUCAAUCUGGGAACGAGCAUUCUAGCUCAUAGCGACGCUCUAAACCUCAGCUCCGCUGCAAGAUCCUUACAUUUCGCUUCAUACGCGUUCGAUAUAAGUAUUUAUGAAGUUUUUAGUACAUUAGUCUGUGGUGGCUGUGUCUGCGUUCCCUCUGAAUAUGAUCGAAUGAACAAUCUAGUUGGUGCCAUUCGCCAAUUAAGAAUUAAUUGGGCCUUCCUAACACCCUCCACACUGGGUCUCUUUGCGCCGGAAGAUGUUCCCUCGCUAAACACGAUUGCACUCGGAGGCGAAGCGGUCAAUGGCGAGGUGGUGGACAAGUGGGCUAAUAAAUUGACGCUCAUCAAUGCCUACGGGCCUGCGGAGGGUACUUGCUGCACUGCUGGGCCUAUUCCAUCGACGGGGUGGCGAACAGGAACAAUCGGAAAAAUGCUAGGCAGCGUUGGGUGGAUUACGAGUCCCUCUGACUCGUCAAAGCUGGCGGCGAUUGGUUCCGUCGGAGAACUAAUCAUCGAGGGCUCUGUCGUGACAAGGGGAUAUUUGGGCGAGCCUGAGAAGACAGCUGCUGCUUAUAUCAACAGACCUGCCUGGCUGCGAAAUUUUCGUGCAGAAGGCGAUUUAAGCCGACUUUACAAGACUGGUGAUCUCGUGCAAUAUAAUUCAGAUGGCACUAUACGUUAUGUCGGUCGGAAGGACACGCAGGUGAAACUCCGUGGACAGCGCAUUGAACUAGGGGAAGUCGAGUACCACAUCCAAAAGUGCUUCCCUAAUGCGACCGAAGUCAUUGCAGAAAUAGUAGUCCCAAAAACAGACGGAAGCUCCCCGCUGCUAGUCGCUUGUAUCUGGCUAGAUACCGUCAAGAAUAUUGCUUGCGAUAUAGUGGCAUCAAAUGAGUUGAAGGAAUUAUUUGUCCUGCCAGACGAAUCUUUCUUUUCAACCUCCCAAGACGCAGAGACCAGUCUCCUAGCUUCCAUCCCUGCCUACAUGGUGCCAGGGCUGUUUCUUCCUCUGCGACAACUGCCAAUGACACGGAACGGCAAAAUCGACCGGCGACGGCUAAGGGAGGCUUGCAGUUCUUUGAUGACCGACCGGAUUAAUGAGUAUACAGGACGAACCAAGGCAGUGAAACGAGCCCCUUCUACGAGCACUGAGCGGAUGCUCCACAGUAUAUGGGCACGCGUGCUGAAUCGACAGCCUCAGUCAUUUGGAGUUGACGAUAGCUUUUUCCGAUUGGGGGGCGAUUCCAUCAGCGCCAUGCAAGUUGUCGCCCAUUCUACGUCUGCUGGACUUCGGAGCUCUGUUGCUGCCAUCUUCCAGGCCAAGACUAUUGCGCGAAUUAGUAUUCGGACGGAACAGAUGCAAGAUACCGUCGAAUGGAAAGCUGAAAAGUUGAAUAUACCUUUUGACCUAUCCCCAAUUCAACGCAUGUUCUUCGAGACUGCUGCGGAAAACUAUCAUCAUUUCAAUCAAAGCCUAUUCUUCCGACUCACCAAUCGAGUGUCGUCGGAGAAGAUGGAGUCGGCUAUUAGGCGUGUUGUCACGUGCCAUGCGAUGCUCCGUGCGAGGUUCACGCAGCAGCAGCAGCCACAGCCGCGCGCUUGGACACAAAUGAUAACCGAUGACAUUGAUCACAGCUACAGCUUUCAAAGCCACCGGCUAACAUCCCUCGACUCAGCGGCUACUCUAGUCUCUUCUAGGCGACAGACUCUAGAUAUCGAGAAGGGGCCGCUUCUAGUUUGUGAUCUAGUCCAGGUGGAUCAAAAUGGGCAGUUCUUCCUCUCCCUUAUUGCACACCACUUGGUCGUUGACACUGUCUCGUGGCAAAUCAUCAUUGCUGAUAUUGAGGCACUACUCACUACGAGAGACGCCCCGCGGACGCCCACUCUUUCUUUCCAGACCUGGACCCAGCUCCUGGCCGAAUACACGGCAACAAACCUCCCUCCCGCUAAGGCUCUACCCAACUUUACCCACACUCCCUUGGAUGACUACUGGGGCGUUUAUGGCCAGCCAAAUACAUGGGGGGACGCCUCAGAAGAGGUGUUUAGUCUCUCCGAGCAUGUCACCCAAAGCCUUCUCGGCCGAGCAAACGACGCAUUUCAGACCCAGCCCGUAGAGCUACUGCAUGCAGCUGUCCUGCAAUCAUUCCGUCAGAUAUUUACCGAUCGGCCGACACCUGUCAUCUUCAAUGAGGGACACGGUCGAGAGCCAUGGGAUUCGAGAAUUGAUCUUACUCGUAGCGUUGGUUGGUUUACAACUUUUUGGCCAAUCGAUAUCCAGAUCCAGCCAGAGGAUGACGUCCUAGAAAUCGCGAGAAGGGUCAAAGACGGGCGACGACGAGUGUCUGGAAGCGGUUGGCGUUAUUUUGCUUCUCGAUACCUUCAUCAAGAUGGUGUUGCAGCCUUUGGGACAGCCGAUCCCCUAGAAAUUUCGUUCAACUAUCAUCCCGGCCUUUCUCAACACUCGGCAUCACUCCUACAAUAUUCCCCAAUCACAAAAGGCGAGCUCCUUAAUAUGCCCCAGAAGAUGCCACGAUUUGCAUUGAUAGAUGUCCUGGCGGACGUUAGUGAUUCGCGCCUGUCUUUUACUUUCAUUUUCAAUCGUUUGAUGCGUUACCAAUCAGCAAUUCGCAAGUGGAUCCAAAAUUGCAAGUUGUGUCUUGAACACACAGCGUUAGAAUUGAUUCAAAAAUCUACCGUUUUCACUCUGUCCGACUUCCCCCUGUUGUCAUAUUCGUAUCCCGAACUAGAUGCGUUCGUCAAUCAGGUUAUUUCGCCGCUUGAAACCGAUAACCUAGAAGUCGAAGAUGCGUAUCCAUGCACACCAAUACAAGAAGGGAUGUUGCUUAGCCAGGCAAAAGAUCCCGCCCAAUAUUUCAACAAGUGGUACUUGGGGUUCCAUGCCCGGAAUGGAUCCGCCGUGGAUCCGGCGCGACUCAUGCGCGCCUGGCAGCAAGUUCUACACAGACAUCCUUUGCUGCGCACUGUGUUCUUUGACAGUCCUUCUCAGAACAGCUCCCAGGACCAGCUCGUCUUGAAAAAGGCACCUUCAGAAUUUUGCGUCAUUUUACCCAACGAUAAUGACCCGUUAGAACGACUUCUAGAGCAUCAGCCCUUUGCAAUUCGAUACUUGAGACCUCACAAUAGACUUGUGAUAUGUGGGUCAUCUACAGGGAAAACGAUUCUUUUGCGUGACUUGGGAUUUGCAUACGAUGAUCAGCUUGACCCAACCCCAAGGACAGCAUAUCGGGAAUACGUGGAAUUCAUUCAUCACCAAUCCAUGGGUGAUGCCCGCAAAUAUUGGGAAGACUACCUCAGGGCCGCUGAACCUUGCUUUUUGCAAAAAUCACCAGUGCGUCAGCUUGUAGGUGCCCCUAUACAGCGAAGAGAAUUUCAUUUCGCACUGUCUUCCCAACAGUCGCUUCGUGAAUUCUGUUCUAGAUUCGAGUUGACAAUGGCGAAUGUAUUUCAAUUGGGAUGGGCGCUGGUACUUCGAGAUUACCUCAAUCAGUUCGAUGUCUGUUUUGGUUAUAUGACAUCUGGAAGAGAUGCCGCUAUCCCGGAUAUUGACAAUGCUGUUGGCCCUUUCAUUAACAUGUUAGUUUGCCGUAUUUCCCCUUGCGGAGGAGAACAAGUUUUGGAUCUGCUGCGAAGGAACCAGGCCGAAUUCGUGCAGAGCUUGACGCAUCAACAUCUAUCUCUAGCAGAGAAGAUAAAAGGCGCAAGGCCAUCUGAAAUGGUCUUAUUCAAUACUAUCAUGUCUGUGCAGAAAGAGUUAGAGUGCCCUCCGAAUGCAUCUACUCUUGAUUUUGACGAAUUAAGGGGAGAAAAUCCUACUGAGUAUGAUCUCAGUGUCAAUAUUGGACUUUUAAAAGAUGACAUUGACAUUGCCCUAGAGUACACAACAGCCUUCCUCUCUGAAGAGCAGGCCCAAAAUCUGGGAGAUGCGUUCGAGCAGGCCUUGUUGAGUAUUAUGUCAGGACCCCGACUAAUUGUCUCGGAGCUGAAUACAUUCGGCGCUUUGAGUAAACGACGUGUGGGCAAUUACAAUGUGCAAGUACCAAUACCGGUUGAGGAGUGUGUCCACGAUCUUAUCCACAAGCGCUGCCUGGCUCAGCCAUCUGCUCCUGCUGUUUGUGCCUGGGAUGGAGACUUCACGUAUGCUCAGCUCGAUGAAAUGUCGUCUGUUCUCGCUACCGAGCUCAAGAACCGAGGAGUGGGACCUGACAUUUUUGUUCCACUCUGCUUUGAGAAAUCCCGAUGGACCCCUAUAGCCCUGCUUGGAAUACUCAAAGCUGGCGGCGCGUCCGUUUUCUUAGACCCAUCCCAUCCAUUACAGCGACUACAAAGUAUCUGCCAAGACACAGCAGCCUCGCUUAUGCUCACUUCCGAACACAACCAGGAUCUUGCUGCCACGGUAGGGCCAGAAGUGGUCGUUUUGGGGGGUCAAAGUACGAUGUGGAGUCCUAAGGGUGUGACUAAACUUAUUAGCACAUCAAAGCCGAGCAAUGCGCUGUUCGCUGUCUUUACGUCUGGUUCUACGGGUAAACCGAAAGGGGUGGUAAUUGAGCAUCGUUCAUUUGCUACUAGCGCCCGAGCUCAUACUGCCGCCUUUCAGCUCAAAUCCGAUUCUCGAGUUUUACAGUUUGCCUCAUACGCAUGGGAUGCUAGUAUCGCCGAGCAUUUAUCUACGCUGAUUGUAGGAGGUUGUGUCUGCAUCCCAUCCGAAACACAGCGACAGGAGGACCUUGCGAAAGUAGUAGCAGCAUAUCAAGUGAACUGGAUGUUUCUAACACCUUCUAUGUGCAGGAUAUUGGAUCCAUCCAAGUUCAAGACGCUAAACACACUGGUUGUUGGUGGAGAUAUUAUUACUCCUAAGGUGCUGGAUUUGUGGCGGUCCCAUGUUAAUCUGCACCUGGCAUACGGGCCCUCUGAGACCUCAGUCUUUUGUUCAAGUACUCCUCCUGUGACUAACGAUAUGGACGAUGGCCGUAAUCUAGGCCACCCGUUUGGUUGUAAUAUGUGGAUUGUGAGCCCAGAGGAUCACCACAAGCUCCUUCCAGUAGGCGCUGUGGGCGAGUUAUUGAUUGAGGGGCAUAUCGUAGCCCGCGAAUACUUGAAUGAUCCUGCCCGAAGCAUACUGGUUUUUGUUUCACAUCCUACUUGGCAUUCAAGCUUCCGUGAACCUGGCAACAGCCGAUUCUAUAAAACUGGCGACUUGGUCCGUUAUACCGAUGGCGGCGCGCUUCAAUUUGUGGCGCGAAAGGAUUUACAGGUCAAACUGCGUGGCCAGCGAAUUGAGUUGGGUGAAGUGGAACAACACCUUAGCUGCGCCUUCCAGGAGGCCAGCGACGUAGUAGCGGAGAUUAUCAAGCCAACAAGUGGUCAUCCAAUGCUCGUAGCAUUUGUCUGCCUGGCUCGAGAAGGUAGCGUUGAGAAGACGGAUGCCAAGGUGCACUCUUCGGCUCAGGUUUUACUCCUUGGUGCCAGUGAACAGUUUUGCAUGAUGGCCCGGGUAGCGGAACAACAGCUAAGCAAUAAUAUCCCGGCUUUCAUGGUACCGUCUGUCUUCUUACCCAUCCGAUAUGUUCCUCAGACCCCCAACAACAAAACGGAUCGGCGGCAGCUCCGCGAGGCGGUCAUGGCUUUAAGUUCUGACGGCCUUGAAAGGUACAAUUAUCUUGGCACUUCUAAGGAACAGCCAUCGACGGAAGGCGAAACUUUACUGCAACGAGUAUGGGCGCGAGUUUUGAAUAAGACUGUAGAGAAUAUCGGCGUUCAUGAUAGUUUCUUUCGUCUUGGGGGAGACAGCAUUAGCGCCAUGCAGGUGGCAUCACAAUCUAGCUCCGCUGGCAUGAGCAUCACGGUGGCAGAUAUCUUUCGUUGCAAAACUAUCUCACAACUGAGCCUGUUAAGGAACAAAAGUGUAUCUGCAGUUCACCCACCCGAAGUCACGAAUUCGCCGUUUUCCCUCUCGCCUAUUCAGAAUUUGUUCUUUCAGGUUUCACCCCAAGGCCAUAACCAAUUCAACCAGGACUUUUGUCUCCGAUUAACGCAGUCUGUGUCAUCGGAUAAAGUGGCAGAUGCCGUUCACCAGAUCGUCCGAACCCAUUCUAUGUUCCGGGCACGCUUUAUCAAAGACCACAAUGGCAACUGGUUACAAACCAUUGGGACCGAUACACCUGGAAGCUAUCAUUACCAAGAAAAUUCUGCCAUAUCAAUGGAAGCUGCGGAUGCGAUUUUCGUUUCGAGCCAGAAGAGACUAGAUAUAACAAAAGGUCCCAUCGUAUCAGCUAACCUGAUCAACGUUAGAGAGCAACAAUAUCUCUUCUUAGCAGCGCAUCAUCUUGUGGUCGAUUUAGUAUCAUGGCGGAUUGUUAUAGGCGAUUUAGAGGAUUAUUUGACGACUGGGGCGAUCUCUAUCCCGCCAUCUUUGCCUUUUCAAACCUGGUGCCGACUACAGGAAGAGUAUGCCAUACUGAACCUGGCUCCAGAAGGGUCGAAGCUUCAUCAUCCAGCGCCAACUAUUCCUUCGGGUGAUUAUUGGGGAAUUCCUGGGAAAACGAAUUUGCUUCAAGAUGCUAUCGAAAGUGGCUUCGCUUUGGACGAACAAACCACAUCAUCAUUGUUUCACGAGGCUAACAGUGCUCUCCGGACACAGCCAGUGGAACUCUUCCUGGCAGUAAUCUCACAUUCAUUUGCGCAGACGUUUAGCGACCGACCUGUUCCAGCUGUUUGGAACGAGGGGCAUGGCCGCGAACCAUGGGCUUCCAAUAUAGACGUCGCUAGGACCGUCGGCUGGUUUACCACCAUGUGGCCACUAUAUAUCCAGAUCACCAAGCCCGAUCUUUUUGAUAUAGUUCGUCAGACCAAAGACAAACGUCGGAGUGUACCGAGUAAUGGAUGGGCACACUUCACGUCUUCUCUCCACCCCAAGGCCCAAGGAAUAUUCAAAGAGGAAUCGAGAGAGAUCUUAUUCAACUAUGUUGGGCAGUAUCAGCAGCUUGAGCGUUCCGAUUCGCUUUUCCAGUCGGUCACAAGGCCCGCGACAUCGGACGUUGCUAGAGACAUGCAACGGUUUGCUCUUAUCGAGAUCUCGAUAUCACUGAAGGACAAUUGCUUACACUUUGACUUCAACUACAACAAAUACGCUGCUCAAAAUCGCCCUAUUCGUGACUGGAUUUCCACUUGUGAGCGAUCGCUCAAAUCGAUAGCAAUGGAUUUUCCCUCGCAGGCGCCGGAGUUCACUCCUUCGGACUUUCCACUUAUGUCCUUCGCUUACGACACCCUAGACACUUUUCUUACAUCAGCAUUGCCCCAGUGCGAUAUCUCAAGCACAGAAAUCGAAGAUAUAUAUCCAUGCUCACCAAUUCAGCAGGGAAUAUUGCUAAGCCAAGCCAAAGAUGACAAAUUUUAUCAAACUCUUAUCAUCUGGAAAGUACAAGCUCAAGGAACGUCCCGGCCGGUCAAUAUCGAACGCGUGAUUAAAGCGUGGCGCGGGCUUGUUGCCCGCCAUACAAUUUUUCGCACAGUGUUUGUCAGGAGUGCUGCUGAUGCCAACUACGUCGACCAAGUUGUGCUUAAAAGACCGUUCGCCGAAGUGUGUGUGGUUUCAUCCGAUGAAGAAAAUAGCAUGAUGGCGCUUCUCUCAGAGCAGCGCCAGCUAGUUUUCGCUUACGGUGAACUUCCUUAUCGGUUCAGUGUCGGCCAGACACCAACAGGAGAUGUCCUAUGUUCCCUCGAAAUCAAUCAUGCUAUCUUUGACGGCACAGCAAAGCAGAUUCUGCUUCGCGAGCUCCAGCUGGCUUAUGAAGAUAGUCAUCUUUUAGCUCCUCCCGUACCCUACAAGGAAUAUAUUUCAUACCUUGCCAAUAUUUCAGAAUCAUCAAACAAAGCUUAUUGGGCAACGUAUCUGGAGGGCGUCACUCCUUGUCUUCUCCCAACGACUAUCAAUGAGACACAACUUGUGGAGGAUAAAGACAUGCAGGCAAUUAGUGUCGACGUAGGGUUGGCCUCGAAUCUACGGUCAUCAUGCGAUCACUAUCAACUGACCCUAUCCAACUUGUUCCAAGUCGCAUGGGGACUUGUUUUGAAGUCAUAUGUCGGCUCAGAAUCCGUUUGCUUUGGGUACUUGAAUUCAGGCCGAGACAUACCAAUUCCUCGAGUCGAAGAUGCAAUAGGGCCAUUCAUCAAUAUCCUUGUCUGCCGCAUGGCACUGCCCAGCGAAACUUUAUUGAUUGACGCAAUGCGAGAGUGCCAGGCCGCAUAUAUAGGGGCCAUGGAACACCAAAAUUACCCCCUGGCUGACAUGAUCCGUAUGGCCGAUCUGCCCGCCGGCGGUUCCUUGUUCAACACAGCCAUGUCCUUACAAAUCACGAGAGAACCCGGCGUGGAGGAUAAAUCCUCCGUGGGUGUGGAGGUGGUUGGAGGAGAAGAUCCUUCAGAGUAUGAUCUUACGGUCAACAUCGUUGUUGGGGUAGACCGCAUAGAUGCUACGCUGUCGUAUUGGAAGUCAAAAAUUGCUGAAGAGACGGUUGAAAACAUCGCAGACACCUUUCGCCAAGCCAUUCACGAAUUAAGCCAUAAUGCCAAUGCUCCUAUUAGUCAUGUUCCGAUGCUUGGCGAAAAUGGCCGCAAGGUCUUGCAAGAAUGGAACCAGAAGCUGCCUAUACCGGUUCAUAGCCGUGUGGAAGAUUUAAUACACCGACGAUGCGUAGCAAUGGCUGAGUCACCUGCUAUAUAUGCUUGGGACGGUGAAUUUACGUAUGGAGAAGUCGACGAGUUAUCUUCUACCCUGGCAAAACACCUUGCCCAGUACAAUGUUAUGCCAGAAACGUUUAUCCCUAUUUGUCUCGAGAAAUCUCGCUGGACAACGAUUGCAAUGAUAGCAGUAGCUAAGGCCGGUGGGGCUUUUACCCUCCUAGAUCCCUCACAGCCCGUCCAGCGUCUACGUGAGAUCUGUAACACUGCAGAGGCUAGAGUAGUUAUAUCAUCUGAACGUCAGGCUAGUAUGGCUGCUACCUUUGCCCGAGAACUUGUUAUCAUCGGCGAUAACCAGAAAGAUUGGAUUGCCACCGCAUCGUAUGAUCGACUGGAAGAUACACCACGAGUGGAAGUAUCCCCCCAAAAUGCCCUAUACGCCGUCUUCACCUCGGGUUCUACCGGAAAGCCAAAGGGAGUCAUCAUCGAACAUCAAGCCUUUGUGACCAGCGCAAUAGAACACAGCUUAGCGCUGCAUAUGAACGAAACAUCUCGCGUUCUUCAAUUUGCAUCAUAUGCCUUUGACGCAUCGGUUGCCGAAAACCUUACCACGCUUCUGGUGGGGGGGUGCAUCUGCGUUCCCUCUGAUAUUGAGCGCAAUGAUCUUUCUGUAGCUAUUGCUAGAUUGAGAGUCAACUGGGCUUUCUUCACGCCUUCGAUGGCCAGAAUCCUGAACCCUGUGGAUCUCCCAUCUUUGCAAGUCAUGAUUAUCGGCGGAGAGUUGAUUUCAGAGAAAGAAUUGAAGUUGUGGCAAGAAAGUGUUGAUCUCUAUUUGGCUUAUGGCCCAUCCGAGUGUUCUGUCUUCUGUUCCGCAACUAAGAAAACUUCCAGCGGAACCAGUGGGAGAAACUUGGGAUUUAGUUUUGGCUGCCGAUCAUGGAUUGUGGACCAAAAUAACCAUCUGUCUCCUAUCGGUGCCAUUGGCGAAUUAUUGAUCGAAGGUCCUAAUGUCGCCCGUGGUUAUCUCAAGAAUCCCGAAAAGACGGAAGAAUCAUUUAUUCAGGCCCCCCCUUGGCUUGAGGAAUUUGGAUGCGACGAAUCGUCCCUCAUAUACAAGACUGGGGACUUAGUCAAAUAUAGCAAGGACGGCUCUCUAUACUAUAUCUCUCGCAAGGACACGCAAAUCAAGCUUCGCGGCCAACGCCUAGAAUUAGGGGAGGUUGAGCAUCAUGCACGACAAUGCUUUUCGGGCUUGAGCGAUGCAGUUGUCGAGAUAGUGACUAGAAAAGGACACCAGCCGAUUCUGGUUGCAUUCAUUUGUAUGCAAAAGCGCUCAUUACCCGCAGACCUUUGCAUACUAGCUGAAGCUUCCGAUGACUUCCGGUCACAGACUCAAGCAGCAGAGGUACAGCUGAGCCAAGUACUACCAACGUACAUGGUUCCAUCGCUCUUUUUGCCCUUGCAGUGCAUCCCCUUGAACUCGAGUGGCAAGGUCAACCGUCAGUUGCUGUGCCAGGCGGUAGAGGCGCUUUCUUCAAGUCAAAUUCUAUCGUACAGCGGACCUUUAGUUAAAAAGAGUCACCCUACAACAGACACGGAGCGAAUAAUCCAUACUAUCUGGGCAAGAGUACUCAAUAUAGGUCUUGAGUUUAUCGGUAUAGAGGAUGACUUCUUCCGUCUCGGUGGCGAUUCGAUCAGUGCAAUGCAGGUUGUAUCACAGUGUGCUGCCAAUCAAGUCAAUAUCAAAACAAAUACAUCAUUUGAUUUGUCGCCAGUUCAGCAGCUGUUCUUCGAUACUGCGCACAACGGACAUGACCACUUCAAUCAGAGCUUUUUCCUACGCGUCAGUCAAACAAUUGACCCAAAAAGGUUAUUCAGCGCCCUCAAUGAACUAGUGUCUCUUCAUCAUAUGCUUAGAGCACGAUUUCAGAAAACGAAUAACUCCAAGGACGUCAUCGAUUGGGAACAGGUCGUUCCCCAAAGUGUGGAAGGCACUUUUAGAUACAAAACACACCAAAUAACAUCUGUGCAAGAAGGGGGACAAAUCUGCCUCUCUAGCCAGAAAGCGAUACGUUUUGUGGACGGACCCGUUUUCUCGGUCGAUCUUCUCAAUACUGCCUCUCAGGGCCAGUACCUUUUCCUCGUGGCCCAUCAUCUUGUUGUCGAUCUCGUGUCGUGGCGAAUUAUACUUGCAGAUCUGGAAGAACUUAUAGUAUCGGGAUCGAUUUCUGGGAGACCUUCACUGUCAUUUCAGGCUUGGUGUCAGCUCCAGGCUGCCUAUGCUGCUACUCAUCUAAGCCCAACAAAUUCGUACCCAGGUGAUAUUCCACGACCUCAAUUGGAUUACUGGGGGGUAGCUGGCCGAAGUAAUCUUGUUGGAGAUGCUCUCGACCAAGGAUUCACCCUUGAUGAGAGCAUAACCCGGACUCUUUUCGGGACUGCUAAUGACGCUUUUCAGACUCAGCCUGCAGACCUGUUCCAGUGUGCUCUACUACACUCCUUUAGACGGGCCUUUCAAGAUCGUCAAGCGCCAACGAUUUUUACAGAAGGGCAUGGUCGCGAGUCAUGGGACUCCAAUAUUGAUGUGACAAGAACUGUAGGCUGGUUUACGACAAUGUGGCCUACAUAUAUCGAAUCCCACGACAUUUUAGAUAUCCUUCGCGAAACCAAAGACCAUAGGCGGAGGAUACCGAAGAAUGGAUGGGCAUAUUUCUGCUCCCGAUACCUGAGCCCCGAAGGCCGUGCCGCCUUCCACCACGAGGGGCCUGCAGAAAUUGUGUUUAAUUUCACAGGGCUAUAUCAACAAUUGGAACGAUCUGACUCCUUAUUCUUAGCUACCGACACCUUUGAAAACGAGAUCCUCGAUGUAGAGAAUGAUUCGCCACGUUUUGCACUUAUUGAUGUAGCUGCCACUGUGGUUGACCAUUGCCUGAGUUUCAGCUUCUUUUCUAAUCGCCAAGCUGCCGCAAAACGUCCAAUUGAUCAAUGGAUCAUUGGUUUCGAGCAGUCACUAUGCGAAUUAGCGCAGAGGCUGCCGCAUCAACCGCCAAGCUCUACUCUGUCAGACUUCCCGCUUGCAUCAUUCAAUUAUGCCACGCUGGAUAGAUUCCUAGGCGAGACGCUGCCAGAGAUUGGGUUGUCUAAUAGUCAGAUUGAGGAUGUCUACCCCUGCUCGCCCAUCCAGCAAGGCAUGCUACUGAGUCAACUGAAGAGCGCCCUUGCCUAUCAUAAUCGAUUCAUCUUCAAAGUUACAUCUUCCCAAGGGAGUUCUAAUCUCGAUAUGGAACGUUUUAUUCAAGCAUGGCAUCAGGUGGUUACUCGCCAUGCCAUUCUAAGAACGUGCUUUGUUGAUAGUCAGUCCAAUCGAGGCCACAGGGAUCAAGUUGUUUUACGGUUUGUCCCAGAAGAUAUCAUUACGAUUCUGCCAACCGUAGAGGAGCCUAUCCAAGCGCUAAAUAUUCAACCAUCGAAAGCGUCAUUUGAGGGAAAGCCUUGGCACCAUCUCACCAUUUGCAGUUCUCAAAGUGGCGAACUCUUAAUUUUGCUGGAAAUCAAUCAUGUUCUACUUGACGGCACUUCACUACAUAUACUGGUGCGAGACUUACGCCUUGCCUACGAUAAAGCCUUAUCAUCCGGACCCGGACCAUCUUAUCACAACUAUAUUGAGUACCUUCAAACUAUCCCGUUGAACGUGGCUAAAGAGUACUGGACCAGAUAUCUUAGUGGAAGUGACCCCUGCAUUCUCCCAACCUCCUACCCAAAUGACACGCGACCAAGUCUUCAAAGAAUGCAAGCCCAUACUUUUAAUCUGGGGACAGGUUCUGAUCAACGCAAGCUAUGUGCGGAUCACGGGUUGACACUGUCCAACCUUUUCUAUGCUGCUUGGGGAUUGGUUUUACGAGCAUAUACCGGAUUGGAAGAUGUCUCCUUCGGUUAUCUCACCUCCGGCCGUGACAUCCCAAUCCACGGAAUUGCAGAGGCAGUGGGCCCAUACAUCAACAUGCUUUACGACAUAACGUUGAAUGCGUGGCUGGAAGACAACAGCAUCGAAAUCUCUAUGAAUUACUGGACUUCAUUUAUGUCAGAGGCACAAGCUACCAUGGUGGCUGAUACUUUCAAGCAAGCUGUCUCGGAACUCACACACAAGGCUAACGAGACAGUCAACGAUCUAGAUCUGUUUGGUGCAGGAAGUAGAGACCAGGUUUCAAAAUGGAAUAGCGAAGUACCUGCCCGAAUCAACAAGUGUGCACACGACAUUAUCUAUGAGCGUUGUCUGGAUCAGCCAGAUGCACCUGCGGUCUGCUCUUGGGAUGGCAAUUUUACCUACUCAGAACUCGAUGCCCUUGCCUCAACGCUAGCAAGUCACCUCAUUCGGAAGCAUGGAAUUGGCGAAGAGAUUUUUGUGCCUGUCAUUUUCGAAAAGUCCCGUUGGACAACGGUGGCUAUACUGGGUAUUCUUAAGGCUGGUGGUGCCUUCAUUCUUCUGGAUCCGUCCCAUCCUCUCCAGCGGCUGCAAGAUAUCUGUCAAGAUGCGAAUGCUACGCUGGUAAUUGCUUCAGAGAUAAAAGCUCAUCUCGCCACUAGCGUAGCUACUAAGGUAGUAGCUAUUGGUGACCAUGAAUUUGGCUGGAGAACAGACAUGGAGGCAAGCAUUGUCUCUUCAGUGACACCCGAGAAUUCAAUAUACGCAGUCUUUACUUCCGGCUCCACUGGGAAACCGAAAGGGGCCGUGAUAUCUCAUGCUUCCUGGUGUACUAGUGCUGAAGCAAACCAAAUUGGGCUAUACUUGGAAAGGGGUUCACGCGUUCUACAAUUCGCAUCGUACGCGUUUGAUAUAUCCAUCGCGGAUAUACUCCUCACUCUUUCAUCUGGUGGCUGCAUCUGUAUUCCGUCUAACGAGGAACGCGAAGGCAAUAUCACUAGGGCAAUAAGUAGGCUUCAGGUGAACUGGGCUUGUUUAACGCCGUCUGUUGCCCGGAUCUUGGAACCAAUCGCUUGCCCUAGUCUAAAAAAGCUUGUGCUUUGUGGAGAAGCAAUCGCUCCCGGGGACAUUACCCAAUGGGCACCCAAUGUGCAUCUUUUGAACCUUUAUGGACCAGCUGAAUGUGCAAUCUUAACGACUCUCAAUCGUUCAGUGCAUGACAAUAGAGAUCCAAACAACAUUGGAUUCCCAACAAGUUCUGUUUGCUGGAUUGUUAAUCCACAAGAUUAUGAGAGGCUGGCUCCUGUUGGAAGUAUUGGCGAAUUGAUUGUUGAGAGUCCCAUUGUGGGCCGUUGCUACCUGAACGAGCCCGUCAAAACGGCGGCAUUAUUUUUAGAAUGCCCAUCAUGGUUACGUGAAAUGCGUCCUUCGGCAACUGGACUAGUUUACCGAACAGGUGACCUAGUCCAAUAUCUGGAAGACGGAUCUAUGCGGUAUAUUGGACGCAAAGAUACCCAAGUCAAGCUCCGAGGUCAGCGUGUUGAGCUUGGUGAGGUAGAAUAUCACCUACGCGAGUCGUUUCCAAAUGCUCAGGAUGCUAUCGCUGAGGUCGUGAAGCCCACUGAAGGCAGCCGGCCACCGGCCCUCGUGGCAUUUAUCGCUCUCAACAAUAAGACUGAGGCCACGAACGAUGAUUCUCAGAUUUUUGGCACUCCUGAUGAUUAUUUCAAGAAGGGCAUUAUAACGACGACGAUGAAGCUCGAUAUCGUUCUUCCAGUCUUUAUGGUUCCGACCAUCUUUAUUCCUAUAGACUACAUCCCACUAACAAAAACUGGGAAGACGGAUCGCCGGACUUUAAGAGUUGCAGCAGCUUCACUCACUCGGGACCAGAUUCAAUUUUACACUUCCUUGAACGUGGUAAAGAGAGCACCAUCAACUGUAGAAGAAGGAAAGUUCCUAAGCUUAUUUGCUGAUUUAUUCAGCCUUGACGCUGUGGACGUUGGCGUUGAUGAUCACUUCUUCCGACUCGGAGGGGACAGCAUCAUGGCAAUGGUCUUAAUUCCCAUGGCUCGAGACGUAGGCUUUGUCAUCGAAAUGGCCGACGUUUUUAACCAUCCUAAAAUCUGCGAUUUAGCACUUGCUUCCAGACCACUCACCACCGAGAAAGAUUAUACAGUCGCUCCAUUUACCCUGAUUCAGGAUGUGCCGAUUAGAGAGACUAUGAUAAUGACCGCGGCAGACAGAUGCCAAGUGUCAGCCAGCCAAGUCGAGGAUAUUUAUCCAUGCACGCCAUUGCAGGAAGGCCUCGUAGCCUUGGCCAUCAAGAAACCUGGGAAAUAUAUUGCAACUUUCGAGUAUGAGAUCGCAGCCGAUAUUUGUCUUGAUCAAUUCCAGACUGCAUGGAAUGCGACUGUUACAGCAAAUCCUAUUCUCCGCACCCGAAUCGUCCCAUUUGAUUCAGGCACCUUUCAAGUUGUUGUUGGAAAGAGCAUCGUUUGGAAUUUUUAUGAUACUGAAGUGUCAUACACAAAAUUAGUAAAGACUCUUACUAUGGACAUGGGGGAAGAACUGGUGCAUUUUGGAGUGAUCAAAUCAGAGGCAAAUUCCAGGAAAGGCUUCAAGUUCCAUCUCACUCUCCAUCACGCCUUGUACGAUGGCUCUUCGCUCUCCCUGCUUUGGAGCCAAGUACAAAAAGCUUACCACAAAGAACCACUACUGACAAGACCCUUUAAUCGAUUUAUCGAACAUAUUCUACCAACAAAAAGCAACGAAGAUUUCUGGAGAUCCGAAUUCGCCGAUUUGAGUGCUCCAGUCUUCCCGGUUUUGCAAUCUCCGUUGUUCAUCCCAUCACCAACCUCUUCUCUCAGCCAUGUCAUCUCUGAUUUCAACCAUACAAUGACUAACUACACCACAUCCACACUGAUUCGUAUGGCCUGGGCUAUAAUCAUGUCUUCCUAUACCGAUUCCGAGGAUGUCGUGUAUGGGCUUACUGUUAACGGCCGCAGUGCCCCACUUCCUGGGAUUGAAGAUCUUACUGGUCCAACCUUUGCCACAUUUCCCGUGCGUGUACACGUCCGUCCGGGUGAUUCUGUCGGAGCCGCGUUAUCGUUAGUUCAACAGAAAGCCAUAGAUAUGAUCCCAUUUCAGCACUGUGGCUUGCAAAAUAUCCGCCAGUUCAAUGAAAACACGGCUGCUGCAUGCAGCUUUCAAUGUCAUCUAGCGAUUCAAGCGCCAGCAAGAUUUGGAGACGCCGGGAUUUUCUCCAGCGUGCAAAGUAAACACGAAGAUUAUGGAGCUUUUGCCAAUUACGCCUUCGUGAUAAUAUGCCAUCUUCCCGAAAGGAGUCAACCAAAUGACAUCAUUGUCUCGGUGAGUUACGAUGAGCGUGUUGUCCAGCCUUUAGAAGCUACGAGGAUGGUGCAACAGUUCGAGCACGUUCUUCUUCAAUUGUCGGAUGGUCAAUUUGAGAAUCGCCAACUCGACACUCUCGAUCUCCUUAGCCCGCAGGACCGACAACAAAUAGCAGAUUGGAAUUCGGUCGUGCCAUCCUCCCAUGAGGCUUGCUUGCAUGACUUAGUUCUGCAGCACUCUAUACACUCACCCAACUCUCCCGCAAUCUCCUCUUGGGAUGGUCACAUGACAUUUAGAGAAUUGAAAUUCGCAUGUUCUUCACUGUCACAGCAUCUUGUGACCCUCGGGAUUCAGCCAGGGCUUUUGGUGCCGUUAUGCUUCGAGCGCUCAAAAUGGUCCGUCAUUGCUAUGAUAGCAGUUCUUCAACUCGGAGCUGCCUGUGUUUGCUUAGAUCCAGCCCACCCCAAAGCCCGUAUACGAGAUAUAUUGGACCGCACCAAUGCUAAAUAUAUUAUCACGUCGCCAUUGAAGCAGCAUAUUAUGGCCGAUACAGACGCUACAAUAGUCACUAUCCCUGUCUCGGAUGCAAAGGCAACAGUGGGCGAGUUUUCAGCGCCUCGUGUCACUCCCCACGAUACAGCUUUUAUCAUCUUUACAUCUGGUAGCACUGGGAUGCCCAAAGGCAUAUUAAUGGAGCAUGCCAACCUAGCCACCAGCAUUCGCCACUAUAGCAGUAUGAUGCGCAUCAAUCAGGAGACUCGUGCUCUUCAUUUUGCUAGUUAUGCCUUUGAUGCUAGCAUAUAUGAGGUCUUCGGAACUCUUGUUAAUGGUGGUUGCAUCUGCAUACCCUCUGAGUUUGAACGCAUGAAUAGUAUUGUUCCUUUCAUUAAUGAGCAUAAAGUGAACUGGGCUGUAUUUACACCUUCCCUUAUCACUUUGAUACGGCCCGAGAGUAUCCCUGGAGUGCGGACCGUGGUUCUCGGAGGUGAGGCAGUAACUCAGGAGAACGUCCGCAUCUGGGCCUCUAAAGUAACCCUGAUCAAUGGCUACGGCCCUGCUGAGACAACUAUCUGCGCGGUCGGCCCGCUUCCCGAGGUUGGUUGGAAGCAAGGGACUAUUGGACAGGUCACUGGCGGUAUGGGAUGGAUCACCAUGCCAAAUGAUCCUUCACGUAUUGCUCCUAUUGGUGCAGUAGGAGAGCUCUUAAUCGAAGGAGCCGUAGUCACCCCUGGCUACCUCAAUGAUACCGAGAAGACUGAAGCGGCAUAUAUCGUCAGCCCGCCUUGGCGCUAUGCGUUUCCAUCCGGGCUUGGUCAGGGAAAGUUAUACCGAAGCGGGGAUCUCUUCCAGUAUAAUUCAAACGGAACAUUUCGCUACGUUGGCCGUAGAGAUACCCAGGUGAAGCUACGUGGUCAACGAAUCGAAUUGGGUGAGAUCGAGGAAAAUUUGAGACAGCUAUUUCCAGAUGCCCUUGAUGUUGUCGCUGAAGUUGUUAUUCACCAGAACAGUCCAUCUAUCAUGGCAUUCAUUGCGAAUGCACAUGUUUCUACCACCAGCGGUUACCCCGACAGAAGUGGGUUGUUUAAAGAUCUAUUCAGUGUUCCUGACGAGGGUUUCUUGACUCGCGUUAAUGCAGCAACUGUCAAACUUCGCCAAUCACUUCCUAGUUACAUGGUGCCAGCAGUUUUCCUACAAGUACUGGAUAUUCCACGAAAUACAAGUGAUAAAGCAGACCGGAAAGGACUGCGCGAACAGGCUGCCGCCCUCUCUCGUGAGCAGAUUCAGCAGUUCUCCACUUUUGCAUCGAUUAAACGGGAGCCAAUAACGGAGAAGGAAAAAGCCGUGCAAAGCCUUUGGGCAGACCUCUUCAAAAUUCCGUCGGAGCAGAUCGGGGCAGAUGAUAACUUUUUUCAUCUGGGAGGAGACUCGAUUAUCGCUAUGAGACUGGCAAUGUUUGCCCGUCGCCAAGGAUUGCGCCUACCUGUAUCGUACAUCUUUGACCACCCAGUGCUUUCCGAUCUAGCUACUUUUAUUGGUGACUUAUCAUCUAAUGGUCCAACUUCAGAGUACCGUCCUGGAUCAUUGCUGUUAGGCAUUACCGACUUGGAGUCAUUUGCGACGCAAAAUCUAGCAGCAUCAUCUCUACCAUUCGAAACCUCGAACGUUAUUGAUAUCUUGCCCACCACUGAAGUUCAGAGCCAGCUUCUCGAAGCGAAAAAUGUCACCUAUAGCCGUCUCUAUCUACCCACGCACGUUGAUCCGGAGCAAAUUGAAGCGUCCUGCCGUGCUAUUGUUCGCAAGCAUGCUAUCCUUCGUACUAUAUUUGUUCCUUAUCAGUGCGAUAUUCUUCAGGUGGUCUUGCGAACUAUCGACUUUGAAAUGUCGAGGCUUCAUUGUGAUGAGGACGUGACGGACUUCUCGGAGAAGAUAUGUUCUCAAGAUUCUGCCACUGAAAUUGAUUUUGGCACUCCUCAUUUCUGGCCUUUUCUAAUAUCCCGGUCCGAGUCGGAGCACAUGCUCGUCCUCAGAAUGACACAUGCACAAUAUGAUGGAGGAUCAUUUCCAUUGAUUUCCAAAGACUUUACUUCCGCAUAUAACAACUGCGCGUUGCAUAUCUCUCCACUCUCUUUCGCGCAAUAUUUGCAAUUCCGCACAGCUCAGAAAACUCCCGGGACGUACGAUUUCUGGCAGCAAUACCUUUCUGGAUCUCAGAUGAUCGAUAUUCGCACAAAAAGUGUACUACCCCAAGCAGACUUUCAAGAUGAGUUUUUAGUGAAGCCAUUGAGAGAUAUCCCAGUUCCCUCUACUCCUGAAGGGAUAAGUAUGGCUUCCCUCGUCAAAGGAGCGUGGUCUAUUGUUCUAGCAAAAAUGACAAAGCGACCAGACGUUGUAUUCGGCAACAUCAUCAGCGGACGAGAUGCGCCAUUGGAGGAUAUCGAGACUGUUUCGGGCCCUACCGUGACCAAGUCUCCCUUACGAGUAACCUUUCAGAGAAACUGGACAUUUAAAGACUUGCUGCAUCACGUCCAAAUCCAAUACACUCGCACUAUGCCAUUCGCCAACAUAGACUUCAAGGACAUUGUGAAGCAUUCAACAACAUGGUCGCCCAAGACAGAUUUCAGCAGCGUUGUCACUCACCAAAAUGGAAAUUUCGAUCUGACUUGCUCGAUAAAUGGCGUGACAUCACAAUGGAAGAACUUGGACUUUGGGAUACCAACCAACUUUAACGUGGUCACCUAUCCGAACGAGGGCCGCCUCUACAUCCAGUUCGCUGUCUCGAGCAAGACGAUCGGGCUAGAUGCUGCGAACGAAAUGAUCGACGUGUUAUGCAAAACCAUUUCUGAAAUCUCAGAAAAUCCAAUGCGAGACCUUUACUCUCUAGAUUCAUUUGGGGCGGCGUUGGAGGAUUAG